ACAACAAGCUCAAUGAAGCAUGGCCCAUUACACGAACUGAAACGCUUCCUCAACCAUCACAUACCCCACAAUCAUCAUAAUCCGCAUGCAGGCAGUGCUUCUGCUUCCUCCCAAGGCUCUUCUCCGGGCUCAACAGUGCUCCACACGACUAUCCAUACUCCUGCCGAUCCUCAUCUUCUCCCCGUGGACCAGCGUCGCGGCCUCGACUUCGACGCUCCCCCUGUGAUUGACCCUGCCGGUUACGGGAGCCAAAAUGACACCCUGACCCCGCCCAAGGAGAAGGAGCACCGAUUCUCGACUUUCAUCAACAAGAGCCUUCACAGGGAGCACAAGGAAAGACCUCGGGUCAACAAGUCCCCUUCGCCAUCCUCAACGUCCUCUUCGAAACAACCUUCCCACUCGCCCCCUCGCUCUCACGAUGCAGGACUGAACCACCACCCCAUAAUAUCGCUUUCAGAAGCUACUCAUGCUCAUCUUUCCAAGAAGUAUGGCAAGUGGGGUCGUCUCUUGGGCUCUGGCGCCGGCGGGACCGUCCGCCUGAUUCGGGGUUCCGCCAAGUCGGGAGGUACUGUUUACGCAGUCAAGGAAUUCCGACCUAAGCGUGCGGGCGAGUCGGAUAGGGAAUACGAGAAGAAGGUCAGGUCAGAGUUCUGCGUCGGUGCAUGCUUGAAGCAUGUCAACAUCAUCGAGACAGUCGACAUCGUGUGCGAUCACGGACAUUACUACGAGGUUAUGGAGUACGCUCCUUAUGACCUAUUCUCUGUGGUCAUGUCUGGCAAGAUGCUGCGGCCGGAAAUCUACUGUGUCUUCCGGCAAAUAUGCAGCGGUGUCGAUUACCUGCACAGUUUGGGUCUCGCUCAUCGGGACUUGAAGCUCGACAACUGCGUCAUGACUCAGGGAAACGUUGUCAAGCUGAUCGACUUCGGAACGGCGGUCGUGUUCGCAUACCCGGGUACGGGGUCGACACCGUCUCAGAAUACCCUCGCUUCCGCCGAUUCGCAGUCUCAGGCAGAAAGCCAAGGGGAUGCGCAGCAGAAAGCGCCACUGAGUCAUACGCACGCUCGGCUGAUCAUGUCCUCGGGCAUUGUUGGCUCAGAUCCCUACCUGGCACCCGAAGUACUCAGCAGCAGCGAGAACUACGACCCACGGAAAACGGAUGUGUGGAGUGUGGCUGUCAUUUUUGUCUGCAUGAUACUCCGUCGAUUCCCUUGGGCGGUUCCCGAUAAGGAGCGAGACGCCAGUUUCCGCACCUUCCUCGAAGCAACCGCGGAAGACAACAAAAAAGCGGUUCUCAAGAAAGCGCGGAAGCCGAAGAAGGCUCCUUCACCAAUUGCCAUUCGGGAGAUUAAUGGCAGUGACAAGGAUAGUGACAAGAAGGUCGAGUCCCCUCAGACCGCCCGCCCGCGUCCGGGACACUCCCCUACGACAGAUGAUUCCAAGUCGUUUACGACUAUGACGAGCACGACACUGUCCAUUGACGAAUCCGCUUCUAACACUUCUGCUCACUCGGAUUCGGAUACCGACUGCCCCUCUCCGUCUCACCGGGUUGACCUUCCAUCUGGCCCCAAGCCUCAUCUCCGGACAAGCACGCUGCCUGUUUACAGCCCGUCCGCCCAACCCAAGGAGCUGCCCUCCGAACGGGAUAUGGACGAGAGUGUGAGGGUGUUCGGACGCCCUGGUCAGAGCACGGAAUCCCUGCCCAUUGUAUCUCUUUCCCCCGAGGCGACUCGUGAUAAGGAUGGCAAAAUCACUGACAAGCUCGAGGUGCCUCCGCAACCCAAGCGAGGACAAUCGUCUGAUGCCAUUGCAGCAGAGAGGAAGAAUUCCGAUGGUGCCAGCGUGGCUGCAUCUGCCAAGUCGCAGCCAAGACCUUCCCGCCCUCGCACCCGUACUUCGUCCACGAGGGACCCGUCCAAUUCGAUCUUCCGGCUGCUCCCUCGCGAAACUCGCCCUGCUCUGCGACGCAUGCUCCGCAUUGACCCCGCUACGCGCACGACGAUGAGCGAGCUGCUCUGGGGCCGCUCUGGCGGCAGCGGAGUCCAUGCGCUUGCCGAGGGCGAGGAGUGCCAGGCAUGCAUGCAUGCUUCUGGCAAUGUGUCCGAUGAGGAAGAGGAUGAGGACGAGGAGGAAGAUGAGGCUGGGGAGGAAGGCGAUGUGUGGAUAAACGGAAUCCAAGCGUGCACUGACAAUGAGCCUACACACGUCCAUGUGCAGGUCGCUGUCGACGACAAGCCCACGAAACGGAGAUUCUUCUAGUGUCUUGUCGCACCGACUUCACCAGGAUUCAAUCUAUGCCUGCUACGCUUUCGGAACGCAAUUAAAUUAAACUGUACAUCAUCACCUCCGCUGCACACCUCCGACGCUAUCUCAUCCGCCGGUAGGCGAUGGCCCCCCUCAUCGGUUGUCUGGUUAUCCUUCCACCUUCGACUCGCUCUCAUCUUUAUCGUGGUCCUUCGGCUUACCAUCUCACUACCCCGAAUUUCAUCUCCCGUUUUCGCCAUCUAUGAGAACGUGGUAGAUUCUAUUUCCUUGACCACGACAACCCGACGAAACCUACCUGCGCUCGGAUGAUGGGUGCAACGGAUUUUGCUUGCCUAACGGUACAUACGAAUUAAGUUAGCACGGACGCUAUCAUGGACUGGCUGGGGGGGUGCAUCAUUUGUCUCCCAUCCCGCUAUUGGAUACGACCUUCGGUGGGGUAGACGACGUUGACGCUGCGAUUUUGCUGCGUCACGCUCUCGUCCCCGCCCACGGCUCCCUGCAUCCUUCGUCUCCAUCAUUAAUUCACACAAUCAAGCGUAUAUACAUCAGACAUAUUAAGGUAUUUAUUUCCCCCCUCGCAUUGUACAUGUGCAUUCUUUUGGAGUAUACGUACUAGUACUAGCUUGUCUCUGUUGUCGUCCGCCGACGAUGAUACUCAAUCAUAAUAGAGGCUUUAUUAAAC
Messenger RNA from Coniophora puteana RWD-64-598 SS2, 2944 nucleotides. Its product is annotated as Pkinase-domain-containing protein. The coding region runs from base 13 to 2256 and encodes 747 amino acids. Gene Ontology annotation, molecular function: protein serine/threonine kinase activity; ATP binding. Lineage: Eukaryota; Fungi; Basidiomycota; Agaricomycetes; Boletales; Coniophoraceae. Gene Ontology annotation, biological process: intracellular signal transduction; protein phosphorylation. The record is from RefSeq and is a predicted model, not a curated record. The transcript is spliced from 3 exons.